AGAGAAUAAAAGAGCUACAGAGCACACAUAGGCUUAACUUGACACAGGUAUCAAACUCAGGAUAAGAGCUACGCCUGUUUUUUUUUCCUCCUUUUGUCAAGGGAAACAGCCAUGUCCGAUAUGCUCGACGAUAUCUUCAAAAAGAACUUUUUAAAUCUGACCCUGGAUGAAGAUUUCCCCCCUUCACAAGCUCGAAACAAGGGCCGUCUGAACCGCUCGGCCUCCUUCUUCUCUCCCCCCUCCCCUCUUGCAGCUCCCUGCCACAGCCUGAGCUCAGGAGACAUUAAUAAUGAGGACAACGGCCCAAUCUGGUCCAACAUCUGGAGCCAGGCUCCCAUCUCCAAACCCAAACAGCCGCCUUUCAGGCCCGACCGCUCCAUGAGCCUGACUGACAGCAGCAGCCUGCUGGCCACGCUGGGGCAGCUCAAGAGUCUGGAGGGUUUUCCCUCAGGGCCCUCCACCACAGUGGCUCCACCACCCGGCUUUGCCCCUUCUGCCAAUCUCCAAGCUCAAAUGCAGCCUAUGUUGGCAUCCAAUCGUUACAAGACUGAACUGUGCCGUGGUUUCCAAGAAACUGGCAGCUGCAAAUAUGGCAACAAAUGCCAGUUUGCCCAUGGGGAAGCUGAGCUGCGUGGACUGUACCGCCACCCUAAGUACAAAACAGAGCCUUGCAGAACCUUCUACAACUUUGGCUACUGCCCCUAUGGCUCACGUUGCCACUUCAUCCAUGAGGAGAAGAUUGGUGGUAGCCAGGCCAAGCUUCAACGCCAAGCAGUAACCACAGCAUCCAGCACUCAAAAUCCUCGUCACCAGCUUCGUCAAAGUCUGAGUUUUGCUGGUUUCCUGCACUCUCGCAGCUCACCUCCACCUGCAUUCCCCAACUCUUUCAAUGAUCCCAAUCUGGUCUUCAGCCGCGCCCCUUCUGUUUCCCCACCUCCUGCUGAUCUUCUCUCUCCAGUUUUUAACGAUUCCUUUCCACGUGAAACUUCAGCAUUCCAGUUUGGACCCCAGCUGACCCGUGCCAGUGCUGGGGACCUCCACAACAUUCCUCUGAUCGUGGAACCAAAAGCCACACGCUGUGUGUGCGGCCAUGGGAAUAACCUCCUGAAUGACAGAGUCUUCCCCACCAGGGAGGAUAUGCUGCCAGCUCCAGUGUCCUUGGGGAAAGCUGCAGGUCUCCAGCGUUUCUCCUCCGAGGACUCCCUGGAGGACUGCUACAGCAGCAGCAGUGGAGGAUCCAGUGGAUCCGAGUCUCCCACCUUUGACGUAUCGAACACCAAGAGGCUCAUUGUCUUUGAGCGCUUGUCCCUAUCCGAAUGAGGGAACAACGAACUGACACUUAUUUACUGUGUCCCCACAAACACUUUAAGUACUUAAUUUAUCUAAAUGAUGAUUUUAGUACCCAUUUAUUAUCAGACUUUAUUUUUAUACUUCAGAUAGUGUGUAGCUCAUAAGACCUUUGUUAUGGUCUUCCAUAUAAAUUAACGCAGCAGGUCUUGCCAGUUGGGAGGGCUAUGUUGCCCUAAGACUGUACUGAUCAAAGUGGCUUUUUGGUAGUGAUAAUCAGAAACCUUUGUGCCUUACAAACUCGUGCCUUGUACAGGUUUUCACUCUCGGUGCCAUGAGCAGUGUUUGAUUCAGUAGCCUUAAUCGCCUUAACCAGAAACGUAUCAUCCAUGCCAUUUUAUCUGUGUUAUGCACUUUACAGCUGAUUUAAAUGGGACGACCUGUCAAGUCUCCCUGUAGCAUUCAACCAAAGCUUCAGACUUCACUGCUCUGUGUGUAUGAGUGUAUGUGUGUGUGAAUGUGUGUGUGAAAGGUGCAUGUUUCCCUCCGACCUGGGGUACAAGCAAAUACUAUCUACAGAACACGCAAGAGUGCUUAUGCUGAUCAUGAUCACAUUUGUCAUUCUGUGGUGUGUUGGCUUGUAGUACACCCCUGUUUUAUUGUGCCCUGAUAGAGUGACAACCGAGUUCAGGGACACUGCAGUAUUCCUUUGGUUAAUGGUCGCCUUGCAAUGUUUAACUUAAAUACGUAUUUAUUAUGAUAUUUAUUUGUGUCUAAAGAAGAAAUGUAUUUUGUACUUUAUUUAUAGAGAAAUAUUAACAUCUGUGAAAUACCAAUGUGAGUAAAAAGCAUUAAAAAGAGAAUCCUAUAUAUUUUUAAUUGUCUAAAAGGGACAAAAUCAUGUUCUAAAUAAAAAAAAAUGGAUGUAUCUAGA
Messenger RNA from Periophthalmus magnuspinnatus, 2221 nucleotides. RefSeq lists its product as uncharacterized. NCBI's taxonomy places the organism in Eukaryota, Metazoa, Chordata, Actinopteri, Gobiiformes, Gobiidae. Gene Ontology annotation, molecular function: metal ion binding; mRNA binding. The coding region runs from base 112 to 1320 and encodes 402 amino acids. The transcript is spliced from 2 exons. The record is from RefSeq and is a predicted model, not a curated record.